CCCCACACUGUCCAUUUUGGGCAUCUGUUCUAGAAAUAUUCCAUUUUCGUUCAAUUUUCACUCUUACCCCACUAUUGUUUUUCCACGGAGGAAAAAUCUUAAAAUCUGUAUUCUGACAACUGAUAAAACAUUUGUCCAGCUUACAUUUACAACCUCGUCAUAUAUAUUCAUCGCAUUCAAGAUGCCAAAGUCAUUUGAAAGAACUCGCAAAGCCAUCGCCAAGAAGAAGGGACCCAUCGAGUCCCUUCACCAAUACUCUCGGGACUCUAAGAGAUUACAUCGAGCUCAAGUUCGAGACGAAAAGUUAGAGAAGAUUGCAGCGUCGAGGAAGAAGACUGAUAGGCCUUACCUUGAACGAGCCACCUUUUUCCAGGAAGCUGUCCGACAGAAUGAGGGACAGCCUCUUGAAAUGGAUGUAAUCCAUGAGCUUAUCAAAACUUUUGUCCAUCAAUAUGAUGAAGAAUUGAGCGAUGUGAAGAAAUCGCGACGACCUGGACGUCCUGCUAGUACUAAGGAGGAUCUACUAAAAGCUAAGGUUGAUAAGCUCCAAAAGGAGUACCAGAACGGGUUUUUAAUCCCAGUACUCGACGCAGAAGAUAAUGCUGGACUUCUAAGCCGGUGGGAAGGAUCUUGGUCCUACCUAACCACCGUCAAGUGGGUGAGGAUAUCUUCCGCCGGCCAAGUCCAACCCUCUAGCUUUCCUCCGAGGGGAGAGCAUUGAGAAGACCUUUCGGAAUCCAUGUGUUCGAAAUUUUCAGCCUGGA
Annulohypoxylon maeteangense is the source of this 764-nucleotide messenger RNA. RefSeq names its product translation machinery-associated protein 16. Gene Ontology annotation, cellular component: nucleus. The transcript has 4 exons. Lineage: Eukaryota; Fungi; Ascomycota; Sordariomycetes; Xylariales; Hypoxylaceae. Bases 182 to 721 code for a protein of 179 amino acids. The record is from RefSeq and is a predicted model, not a curated record.